Messenger RNA from Zeugodacus cucurbitae (melon fly), 1061 nucleotides. Its product is annotated as chymotrypsin-2. Gene Ontology annotation, biological process: proteolysis. Lineage: Eukaryota; Metazoa; Arthropoda; Insecta; Diptera; Tephritidae. The transcript has a single exon. The record is from RefSeq and is a predicted model, not a curated record. The coding region runs from base 62 to 913 and encodes 283 amino acids. Gene Ontology annotation, molecular function: serine-type endopeptidase activity.
AAGUAAUAUCCAAACUUAGAAUAGAUGUUAUUUGGAUAUCAAACCAAUAACUCACAACAAAAUGUGUUCUUUUGCGAAGCGCAAGAUAUUACUCGCCAUUUUGGCCGUAGCCUUUACUUGCAGCUCAGCGCUACGUAUGCGCGGUGAACCGUACGAGGGAUUACGUUAUCGCAACACACGACCCAACUUAAACAAUCGUGAUGCUAGUGCAAGCGGACGCAUUAUUGGCGGUCAGGAGGCAGUCGAAGCAUCUGCACCCUGGCAGGUGACUUUACAAAACAUUUACGGCAAUCACUUUUGCGGUGGCGCGAUAAUACACGAUCGCUUUGUGGUGACGGCGGCAAGUUGUGUCAGUGGACUGCAAAAGAGCUGGGUCAAAGUGGUGACCAGCACCAAUGAUUGGAUGGGUUUGGCCUGGCAGUACGAUGUAUCGGAGAUCAUUGUACACUGUAAUUUCGACAAACCGUUAUAUCACAAUGAUAUCGCGCUCUUAAAGCUGAGCACAUUGAUCGCUUAUGAUGACAAGACCAAGAACAUCACCAUCGCCGAUGAGGACGAAUUGGUGGCGGGUGAAACACUCACAAUGACCGGUUGGGGCAGCGCAACGGAAGGCGGUGCUUAUCCGAAUGCCCUGAAGCAGUUAAAAGUGAAGUACUUGCCUUAUGCGCAGUGUCGCAGUGCAUAUAGCAAUUCGGAAGAUGUGGAUAUGGGUCACUUGUGUACCACUUCACGCAAUGGUGAGGGCGCUUGUCAUGGCGAUACCGGCGGACCGUUGGUCAAUGAGCAAGGUCAACUGGUUGGUAUCGGCAAUUGGGGUGUACCAUGUGGACGCGGUUUUCCCGAUGUGUUUGCCAAAUUGUCAUUUUAUGCCGAUUGGAUACGCUCAACUAUAAAUGGCUGUAGGCAAACUUAAAGUAGAAGUGGUUCAUAAAUAUAAAAAGUGAUACUCUAGAAUCUACAACUGUUGGUGGAUUUGAAUAAAACCUGAACUAAUUGCUUUGUAGUUUCAUUUCAUGGGUUGUAAAUAUAUAUAUUGUUAUGUAUGUAUACUGCUUUUUAAA